This is a messenger RNA of Lonchura striata (white-rumped munia), 3268 nucleotides long. RefSeq names its product myosin-IIIb. Gene Ontology annotation, biological process: peptidyl-serine phosphorylation; regulation of actin filament length. Gene Ontology annotation, molecular function: ATP binding; protein binding; microfilament motor activity. NCBI's taxonomy places the organism in Eukaryota, Metazoa, Chordata, Aves, Passeriformes, Estrildidae. The record is from RefSeq and is a predicted model, not a curated record. Gene Ontology annotation, cellular component: myosin complex.
GCGAGGAUGGUGCCGCUGGGGCAGCGUGGCCCGCAGCCCGGUGCGGCCGGGGACCUGGCGGCGCUGGCCGAGCUGGACGAGGCGGCGCUGCUGGCCGGGCUGCGGGAGCGCUUCCUGCAGCAGCACAUCUACACCGACAUCGGAGACAUCCUGGUCGCCAUGAACCCCUUCCAGCCGCUGCCGCUCUACGGGAGGGAGGUCUCCGAGCGGUACCGCCGCCUUCAGACCGACGCGCUGCCGCCCCACAUUUUCGCCGUGGCCAGCCGCGCCUACCACGCCAUGCUGGGCCGCGGGGGCGGCGGACCCCGCAACCAGUGCAUCCUCAUCAGUGGAGAGAGUGGUGCUGGGAAAACAGAAAGUACGAAGUUGUUGUUGCAGCACAUAAUGAACCUAUGCAAAGGUAACUCACAGCUGGAGCAGCAGAUACUUCAGGUGAAUCCAUUGCUUGAAGCUUUUGGCAAUGCCCAGACAGUGAUGAAUGACAACAGCAGCCGCUUUGGAAAAUACAUACAGCUGCGUUUCCAGAAAAAUAUAGUGCAAGGUGCAAAGCUGAGUGAGUACCUGUUAGAGAAGUCACGGGUGGUACAGCAAGAUACUGGGGAGAGGAAUUUCCACAUCUUCUACUACAUGUUUGCUGGACUGUCUUCAGAGCAGAAGGAGAUGUAUGGGUUAUUGGAUCCUUCACUCUACAGGUACAUAAGUGGACGAUUUGGUACACAGGAAGUCACUGAAUGCUGGAAGCACAAAUACCAAGAGGUUUGCAAUGCCCUUGACAUGGUGGGCUUCCAAGAACAGGAACAAGUGGACAUGCAGGCUAUCUUGGCUGGUGUGUUGUCUCUGGGCAAUGUGACCUUUGAGCCUGAGGAGAGCAAUGGGUCUGUGAAGGUCAGUGAAGCCUCCCAGGGAUGGCUGAAGGCUGCAGCGGGUCAGUUUGGAGUCCAGGAAGAUGAGCUGUUAAAAUGCCUGAUUUGUACAACAUCAGUGACCCGAGGCGAGCAGAUCCAGCGUUUUCACACCCAGCAGCAGGCAGAAGAUGCUCGGGACUCCAUUGCAAAGGUGGCCUAUGGCCGAGUGUUUGGCUGGAUUGUUUGCAAGAUCAAUGAGCUGCUGGCUGAGAACGUGGAUCCUGAGGUGGAGCUGAGGGAGAUAGGGAUCUUGGAUAUUUUUGGGUUUGAAAACUUUGCAGUGAAUCGUUUUGAACAGCUUUGCAUAAACUUGGCCAAUGAGCAGCUGCAGCAUUUCUUCAACCAUCACAUUUUCCAGCUGGAGCAGGCUGCAUAUAAGGAAGAAGGGCUGCCUUGGGAGACCAUCACAUUCAACAAUAAUGAACCUAUUCUGAAUCUGCUCUUGGCCAAGCCACUUGGGCUGCUGUCUCUUCUGGAUGAGCAGAGUGCAUUCCCUCAGGCAACUGAUAAGACAUUUGUGGAUAAACUAAACAGCAGCUUUAAGGGGAAUUUACACUUCCAGCCAUCCCGAGGCCAUGUUUUGAGCUUCAGCAUCAUUCACUAUGCUGGGAAAGUACAAUAUGCUGCCAGGGGCUUUCUAGAGAAGAACAGAGACACCGUGCCAGCCAACGUCCGUGGGCUCUUCAUCAACAGUGUCACCCCCUUGCUCAGUGUGCUGUUCACAGCCACGGUCUCCAGAACAGGGACCCUGAUGCCUCAUGUGAAAGCCAAGGUCAUACCAGGAGUAGAUGACAAGUUCAACAGCACACGGAAACAGUCUGCUGGAGCUCAAUUCCGGCAUUCCCUGAUGGUGCUCAUGGAGAGGAUGUACUCUGCCAACCCACACUUUGUGCGCUGCAUAAAGCCCAACAACCAGAAGGAGCCAGGUGUCCUGGACAACCAGGUGGUGCUGCUGCAGCUCCGGUACAAUGGGCUGCUGGAGACAAUCCGUAUCCGAAGAGAUGGUUUCUCCUGGAGACCCUCCUUUGAGGAAUUUGCUGAAAGAUACGGAAUUCUUCUAGUCAAACCUGGUGCUCCCCUCACAAAAGAAAGCUGCUUGGAAAUACUGCAAAGUACAAAACUGAAAGGCUGGAUUUGUGGAAAGUCUCGACUUUUCUUUAAAUAUUGGCAUCAGGAACAGCUGGCAAAGUAUUUGGAGCAACUGGAAAGAGCAGCAGUUAUCAUACAGAAAGUUUUUAGGGGAUUCAGAUGCAAGAAGAGUUUUCGAAAACUGUUGGCUGAGCUGAAAGCUGAAGCACAGCAGCUACAGGAGGAGGCAGAGAGAGAAAGAAUCCACCAGCUGCCACUGGCAGCAGAGGCCCAGGAAAGAAACUCGCUUCCAGUCCCCAUGCCACGAAAGAGGCACCCUCCUUCUAAUCCUCUUCCUUCUGAUCAGUCACAGCAGCCACCAGUGCCACGGCCACGCAGCAAACUAACAGAGUCCACUCCUUUUGAUAACUUCUUAAACCCUUCUGUGCCUCCUCCUGUUCUGGGAACUGAGGAACAGACUGGCGAAGAAGCAAAAGUGAGGAAACUCAAGAGAGGAGCAACUCUGCGCUGGUUCACAGAGACACAGGCCCAGAAGGUCAUGCAGGAUGAUGGGGCCUUUCCAAGCUGGCUGCAUGGGAUGAUCAGUCGGAGGGAAGCUGAAAACUUGCUGAUUGACAAGCCUUUGGGUUGCUUCCUUGUUCGGAUCAGCCAGAGCCGACCAGGCUACAUCUUGACAUACCGGGGUGAAGGGCGCUGCAGACACUACAUGAUCCAGGUGCAGCCCAACGCACGCUACGUCAUCCUGGGGGAGGACCGGGCUCACGCCUCGCUCACCGAGCUGGUGCGGUAUCACCAGAGCAUGGGCAUCCAGCCCUUUAUGGAAAUACUGACUGUCCCCUGUGGGCAGAAAAGUAGUGAGAGCUUGAAUUACAAAGAUCUGGAGAGUCUCACACUAAGUUCACCAGCAGACAAGGGGGAGACCCAUCCAGAGAAGCAGUCCUGCCCCUCUAUAGCUUCCAGUGGCACAUCUGCUCUGCAGUGGUUCAGGAGGACCAAGAAUUUCCAAAACCAGGAGACCCAAGACAAGAGUAGCAGAAAGCCUGGCUCUGGAGAGAGCAGCCAACGAGCCUUCCUUCGCCUCCGCUCUUCCAUACGCCUGGCAAUGCAGGAAAUCCAGCAGUUCACUUCCACUCCCAUGAGCAAGUCUAAAGAGAGGAGCUCACUGCACUGAGGAUGUACAGCCUGGGUGACACGGUCCAAGUGGCUCAGACCCGUCUUCUUCCAGUGCUGUUGGGCCUUGCCUGACAAUGAACUCAUCCAGAGAUACUGCAGCC